AUGAUGGGUGGAAAAGACAGGAAACAUUUCAUUCAAUUGGGAAGAGGCAGGAAGGUCAUUGUACAAUUCAAUGUAGAGACAUUUAGAAUUUUAGCCAUUGUUGAGCCCAUCAUGUCAACUUGUCUUAUGAUCAUGAAGUAUACUAUUGACAACUCUAUCAGGCAGAGCACAUCUGAUACAGGUAAUGCCAAAGAGUAUCUUGAGGCUGUUGGGAAGAAAUUUACUAAGUUUGACAAGGCAGAAAAGGAAACUUUGAUGAAACUUCUUAUUACCACAACCUAUGAUGGAGUUAGUGGAUUUAGAGAGCAUAUUAUGAAGCUUACUCAUUUCUUUUACAAGCUGAAAGGAAUGAAAGUUGAGUUAGCAAAUAAUUUUCUUGUAUGGCAAGUACUUGAAUCCUUGCCAUCACAGUUUGAUGCACUCAAGACUUCUUAUAAUGCUCAGAAAGAAGAAUGGGACUUGAGUGAAAUGACUGCUAUUGUAACUCAAGAAGAAGAGAUGAUAAAAAAGGAAAAGUCUCAUGUUGCUUUCAUGAUAACUACUGAUAAAGGGACGAAGAAAUUUUUCAAAGGUAAUAGUAGCAAAUCCAGUUAG
Olea europaea var. sylvestris is the source of this 594-nucleotide messenger RNA. RefSeq lists its product as uncharacterized. The transcript has a single exon. Lineage: Eukaryota; Viridiplantae; Streptophyta; Magnoliopsida; Lamiales; Oleaceae. The record is from RefSeq and is a predicted model, not a curated record. Bases 1 to 594 code for a protein of 197 amino acids.